Molecule: messenger RNA, 3610 nt
Organism: Phodopus roborovskii (desert hamster)
Lineage: Eukaryota; Metazoa; Chordata; Mammalia; Rodentia; Cricetidae
Gene: Armh3
Product: armadillo like helical domain containing 3
Exons: 26
Coding region: 162-2231 (689 amino acids)
Biological process (GO): regulation of Golgi organization
Cellular component (GO): cytosol
Source: RefSeq, a predicted model, not a curated record
UUAGGACCCGGCGGGGCUCGGCGGACUAGGGCUAAGGGUCGGGGAGGUCGGGAGCGCGCCCGCGAUUCCGGAGCAGUGGCGGCGUUGCCGGAGUCGGGAGCGAGCAGGCCUGCGAGCGGCUGGGGUGCUGGAGGAGGAGCGGGGGGCUCGGUUCUCUAGCCAUGGCACAAGUAGAGAAACGAGGCGGCUUGCUCCGGAAAUCCUCAGCGUCAAGAAAACCGCUAAAGGAAAAAGUGGUGCUGAUGUAUGAUGAGAUUUUUAUGACGGAGGACCCCAGUAAGUGUAGUCCUCGGUUUUGGGAGGAGCUCUUCCUCAUGAAGGUGAAUUUAGAGUAUCUAGAAGGCAAGCUGGAGUCUCUGGAUGGUGAGGAGUUAAUGAAGAUCAAGGACAAUGUAAACUGUUUAUUUCAACACUGUAUCCAGGCUCUAGGAGAGGAGCAUCCAAUCAGAGUUGUCAAUGCAUUGCAGACCUUGUGUGCACUAAUUCGAGGAGUCCACCAGAAGAAUAAAUCUACAUCUGGAUUUGACAUUAUCAACAUGCUGAUGGGGUUUGACAAAGCGGAGCUGUGCAUGAAGAACUUGAUGGAGAGUUUGGAUUCCUUACUGUGUGCAGAAGGUUCUGAGAGCCUGAAGAGUUUGUGUCUGAAACUUCUUCUUUGCUUAGUGACUGUUACAGACAACAUCAGUCAGAAUACUAUCCUGGAAUAUGUAAUGAUCAACAGUAUAUUUGAAGCAAUUUUACAGAUACUGUCCCAUCCUCCAAGUCGUAGAGAGCAUGGCUAUGAUGCUGUUGUCCUCUUGGCUUUGCUGGUGAACUACAGAAAAUAUGAGUCUGUGAAUCCUUAUAUUGUGAAGCUGUCUAUUGUGGAUGACGAGGCUACGCUCAAUGGAAUGGGGCUUGUGAUCACUCAAGCUUUAUCUGAGUACAACAGGCAGUAUAAAGACAAGGAAGAAGAACACCAGAGUGGUUUUUUCUCUGCCUUAACAAAUAUGGUGGGCAGCAUGUUCAUAGCAGACGCCCCUGAGAAAAUCUCGGUACAGACCAAUGAGGCCAUUCUUCUGGCACUUUAUGAAGCUGUCCAUUUAAAUAGAAACUUCAUCACAGUGUUAGCUCAGAGCCAUCCAGAAAUGGGGUUGGUGACAACCCCUGUCAGUCCUACUCCAACAACCCCAGUCACACCACUUGGAACCACUCCACCCUCUUCUGAUGUUAUAAGUUCUGUGGAACUCUCACUGGAUGCAGAUGUACAGACCAGUAAUCUACUGAUAACCUUCUUAAAGUAUAGCUCCAUUGUCAUGCAGGACACUAAAGAUGAACACAGGCUUCACAGUGGCAAACUCUGUCUGAUUAUCCUUACAUGUAUUGCAGAGGAUCAGUAUGCCAAUGCAUUUUUACAUGAUGACAACAUGAAUUUUCGAGUAAACUUACAUAGAAUGCCUAUGAGACACAGGAAGAAGGCGGCUGACAAGAACCUUCCUUGCCGUCCCCUGGUGUGUGCAGUCCUGGACCUGAUGGUGGAGUUCAUUGUAACACACAUGAUGAAGGAGUUCCCUAUGGAUCUCUAUGUGCGGUGUGUCCAGGUUGUGCACAAACUGCUGUGUUACCAGAAGAAGUGUAGAGUCCGCCUGCACUAUACCUGGCGGGAGCUCUGGUCAGCCUUGAUAAACUUGCUGAAGUUCCUUAUGUCAAAUGAAACUGUACUUUUGGCCAAACACAACAUUUUUACAUUGGCCCUUAUGAUUGUGAACCUAUUUAAUAUGUUUAUCACAUAUGGUGACACAUUCCUGCCGACCCCCAGCAGCUACGAUGAGCUUUACUAUGAAAUUAUCCGAAUGCACCAGAGCUUUGACAAUCUCUACUCCAUGGUCCUUAGGCUUUCUACCAACGCAGGCCAGUGGAAGGAAGCAGCUAGCAAGGUGACACAUGCAUUGGUUAAUAUCAGAGCCAUCAUCAAUCACUUUAAUCCCAAAAUUGAGUCGUACGCUGCUGUGAAUCACAUAUCUCAACUCUCAGAAGAGCAGGUACUAGAGGUGGUGCGAGCCAACUAUGACACACUCACAUUGAAACUGCAAGAUGGCCUGGACCAGUAUGAGCGCUACUCCGAGCAACACAAGGAAGCUGCCUUCUUCAAAGAGCUGGUUCGAUCCAUUAGUACCAACGUCCGGAGGAACCUGGCCUUCCACACACUCAGCCAGGAAGCCCUCCUGAAGGAAUUCUCCACCAUCUCCUGAGGCUGCACCUCCUGAGAGCCACUGACUGCCCUUACCAUGAGGCUCCUGGGCUGGAGGGCAAGCACAGGGACAGGGGACUGCCUUCAAGGUUGGAGAGACGCACAGACACCGAGAGUCUUGGUGAAGGCCAUGCUUCAGCGAGCUGGGGCAAGCCCAGGGUUAUUUAGGGAGAAAUGGGCGGGCAGCAGGAAAGGCAUGUGGGGCUCUGGGCUGCAUUUGCUGGGUACUGCCUCAUGAUCCUUCUGGCUUCUGAUUCUUGAGGUGCUGGUGGGGCAGGCCUCAGCUGAGCCAACACUCCGAAGGCCAGUCAGUGGCUGCUGUUGGCUGCGAUGCCACAUCCGGGAGCUGAGCGAGGCCCCUGCCCCUGCUGCAGUCCUUGGUACUUCUGCCCAGACUAGAGUAGGUCAGAGAAAUGGAGAUUGGAAUCACCUGGUGCCCUGCUGGCUGGCCUCUACUCUCUGGAGUUUGGUUCUGGCACCAGGAGCACCUGUCCACUCUCCCCGGCCUUCCAGCCAUUGACUCAUCAGCACAAUAGGCCCACAACUUUAGCCUUUCAUUUUCAGUCUGUUUUAAACUGUCUUAAGAGAGUGUGUGUGAAAUAAACAUUGACAGGUUUUCUGGAGCCCUCAAGGUGCCUACUUUGCUGGUUCCCUUUCCAGCAGCCCUCCCCCCCCCCUCCAAUGGGAGCCUGGAUGAGCUGUUGAACACCCUCACCCUGCUGUUGUUUACAUUCAGCCUGCCUAAGAAUUUCCCCAGGGAGGAAUCUGUUCCUGCUGUGGGCUGCUGCUGAGAGGGGGGCCUGCUGGGGUUAGGGUGCUGUUUGUGGAGUGGGCUAGGUGAGCGGCAUCCUAGGGCCUCCAUCUUGUCUGGCCAUAUUCCCGCUGGGCUUGGGCACAUCUGACCUUCAUGGAGUUGGUCCGUGCAGUCCGUCUUUUUUAUAGUCUCCAUGGAAACCUGUAUGGCUUCCCCUUCCCCACAGCUGCCCCUGAAAUAGCUGUUCCUCUAAGGUCCCCAACCUAAAGCUAUGUAGGUGGCCAGAUGGCAGGAGCAGGUGGUACAGGGGGACCAGAGGGGGCUGAGGAGGUCUGGGGCUUUCGGAGCCCCGUCCACGUAGUAUCCAUCUCUUUGGGAAACUUGCCCUUCCUGGAAGCCAGAGUUCUGAUUGAGCAGAAGUGUACUAGUUCUAGAGAAUUCCUCAACAAAUCGAUGUGCAUAGAUGUAGAAUCUUAAGCCAUUGUGGGCUGGGCUGUCUGAUCACUGGUCACUAGAUGGAUAAUUUGACCCGAGGGUUUUAGUGUUUCCCAUGGUGAUAAACCCCAGAGCAGCUGGAUCUAGAGCUGGUGGCAAAUCAAAGCUAUUAAAAAUUGACUUGUGUGGGA